Sesamum indicum (sesame) is the source of this 1663-nucleotide messenger RNA. RefSeq names its product UDP-glycosyltransferase 76F1. Gene Ontology annotation, molecular function: quercetin 7-O-glucosyltransferase activity; quercetin 3-O-glucosyltransferase activity. NCBI's taxonomy places the organism in Eukaryota, Viridiplantae, Streptophyta, Magnoliopsida, Lamiales, Pedaliaceae. The record is from RefSeq and is a predicted model, not a curated record.
GGUUGGAUUAGUACAAAUAACUUGAAUAUGAGAAGCAGACAACUAGCUAUCACGUGGUAUGCAAAUUUCCAUGUAUUCGCUCAAUUCUAGGACUAGAAACAGAACCUGUUAUCCUUUAAAACAAAAAAGACUGUGUGCUAAAAACUGAUAAAUAUGCCUUAUUGAUGAGCAAAAGUUCAGUGAAAAACAAGCUUCAUGGAGAACAGAGGGGAGUCUCAACUGCAAGAGAGACUAGGCCGCCGGUUGUUAUUCUUUCCGCUACCACUGCAAGGCCAUAUCAAUCCUAUGCUUCAGCUAGCAAACAUUCUGCAUUCAAAAGGCUUUUCCAUAACCAUUGUCCACACUAAGCUGAACUCCCCCAAUCCUUCAAAUUAUCCUCACUUCACUUUUUUCCUCAUCGAUGAUGGAUUAUCCGAAAAUAGCGAAGCUUCCAGAAAUGAUAUCAUCUCGCUUCUUACAGUGCUUAAUGUCAAAUGUAUUGAACCCUUUAAACAAGCUAUGUCUGAACUGUUAGCAGACAGCUCUGGGGAUCCAAUUGCAUGUUUAAUCUCAGAUGCUAUCUUGCAUUUCACAACCGCUGUUUGUAAGAGCUUGAAUCUACCAAGGCUUGUUUUAAGAACUGGAGGGGUGUCUUCUUUCCUGGCUUUUGCAGCAUUUCCACUUCUGCUCGAGAAAGGCUAUCUCCCUGUUCAAGAUGCGAAAUCGGCAGAGCCAGUUAAGGAGCUUCCUCCACUCAGAAUCAAAGAUCUUCCAGUUAUCACUACAUCUCAUCCAGAAAAGCUUUACCGUCUAGUAGAAGGAAUGAUACAGGAAACGAAAGCUUCUUCAGGACUAAUUUGGAACUCUUUCGAAGAACUUGAGGAAUCAUCACUCGUCAAACUGCGCCAAGAUUUUCAAAUCCCGAUCUUCCCAAUAGGCCCAUUUCACAAGCAUUUUGCAGCCUCUUCCAGCAACUUGUUAGCAGAAGACCACAGUUCAAUUUCUUGGCUAGACAAACAAGCGCCUAAUUCUGUCAUUUAUGUGAGCUUCGGUAGCAUUGCAGCAAUAGAAGAAAAAGACUUCUUGGAAGUUGCUUGGGGGCUGGCCAAGAGCAGGCACCCGUUCUUAUGGGUCGUUAGGCCUGGACUGAUCCAUGGUGCUGAGUGGUUGGAGCCUUUACCAGAAGGUUUCCUGGAGUCAUUGGAUGGAAAAGGGCAUAUUGUGAAAUGGGCUCCUCAGCUGGAAGUUCUUGCACAUCCGUCUGUGGGCGCUUUUUGGACUCACAACGGGUGGAACUCGACUCUAGAAAGUAUUUGUGAAGGGGUGCCAAUGAUUUGCACGCCAUGUUUCACCGAUCAGCUGGUGAAUGCACGGUACGUUAGCCACUUCUGGAAAGUCGGUGUGCAGUUGGAGAAUGGCCUGAGCAGGGAAAAGAUUGAGAUGGUCAUCAAAAGAGUGAUGGAGGAGAAAGAAGGUGAAGAAGUUAGAGAAAGAGUUGUACAUUUGCAAGAAAAGGCUAAUCUUUGUGUUCAGCCUGGUGGCUCUUCAUAUGAGUCCUUAAAGAGCUUAGUCAAUUACAUUUCACUGUUCUGAUCUUUGGUUCCGACAAUUGAAUUUGCAAGACUCAACACUUUUGUUAAAUCUUUGUGUAAGAUUUUAGACAGUUUGUUGUCUUGGUUUUCUU